AUGUCUUCCUCUUCCACCACUCCUCCACCAGACCCAACCGAGCAGCCCGAGCAAUCACGUUCCCCCGCAUUCGAACGAUGGCGGAUAUCCUUAUCGAACUUCACAGGAUUGGGUUUGAGUGAAGAAGAGAAGGAACGUAGGACGUUGGAGAAGGAUUGGGACAAGUGUGAGAAGUAUAAGAAGGAUCUGAUGACUAACAGUCCAAUGAUAACAUUCCUUCUGUCCCAUCUCAAACAUUCCGGGUGCGAAUUCGACUCAUCCUCUAUCCAGUGUCAUCCAUGUCCCGAGACUCGUUCUGGUGGAUUUUCACCCGAUCAUGGAAUAUUAUUAUGUCAAAAUCGAUUUUUCUCCAAGAAGCACAUGGAAGAUACGUUAUCGCAUGAAUUGAUACAUGCCUUUGAUCAUUGUAGAUUUAAGGUCGAUUGGGGGAAUUUGAGACAUCACGCUUGUUCUGAGAUACGAGCUGCCAAUUUAUCAGGAGAUUGUAGAUGGACGAGAGAAGUGAAAAGGGGUUUUUACAGUUUCAACAAACAGCAUCAGGCAUGUGUCAAACGUCGUGCGAUCUUAUCUGUCCUAGCGAACCCAUCUUGCAAAUCACCUGAAAUGGCUGAAAAGGCAGUCAAUGAAGUUUGGGAGAGUUGUUUCAAAGAUACUAGACCGUUUGAUGAGGUUUAUUAG
Molecule: messenger RNA, 678 nt
Organism: Kwoniella botswanensis
Lineage: Eukaryota; Fungi; Basidiomycota; Tremellomycetes; Tremellales; Cryptococcaceae
Product: mitochondrial inner membrane protease ATP23
Exons: 4
Coding region: 1-678 (225 amino acids)
Biological process (GO): mitochondrial protein processing; mitochondrial proton-transporting ATP synthase complex assembly
Molecular function (GO): metalloendopeptidase activity
Source: RefSeq, a predicted model, not a curated record